ACUUCAUGUUAGAUCGCUUUUCAUGAUUUCAUUCAUCACGCAAUUCAACAUGUCGGACGCACGUGAAAAUAAAGUAUCAAGAAAACGUAAACUGAAUACUCCAGCCAGGGACAAAAAGGAGACAAAGAAUCCGAAAAAGAACCGUAGUAGCGAUCAAGCAGAGGCAAAUGACGAGGAAGACUUUCCACGAGGUGGUGCUCACGCUUUGACUCCGCUAGAGAUUAGGGAGGCUAAAAAUGAGGCGGAGAAAGACAUAUUGUUUGGGGCAGAAAGUUCUUCUGGCAAAGCUAAGGUUAAGAAGCUUAAGAAAAAAAGAGAGUCUGUCAGUGAUGGGAAGUCAUCUACAACACGUGAAACCUUUACUCCUGUUUCAACAGAGAUUAAUGUUGACAGUCUCACAUUUAAGAAACUCUCAAAGGGAAUUUUGUUACUGGGUGUUGUUGAAGAAGUAUUUGAGUUUGAAAUGGUGGUUAGUUUGGCAAACAAUUUAAGCGGCUGUGUACACAUCACAGAUAUCAACCCUGCAUUCACUUCUCUCCUGGAACAAGAGUCUGAAGAAGGUGAUGAAAAUGAAGAGCCAAAAUACGAAAGCAAUAAACUACAAAACCAUUUUCCAAUUGGCACCGUGUUGAGAUGUAUGGUAGUUUCAACAGACUCCAGUAAACAUGGCCACAGUAAGAUCAGAUUAUCAAUCAAUCCAGAGGUGGUAAACAGCUCACUGACCCCCAGCUCUAUUUAUACCAAUAUGGUCAUGUCUGGCUAUAUCAAAAGCAAAGAGGAUCAUGGAUAUUCUGUGUCCCUUGGGGUGAAGGGUGUGACAGGAUUUUUAUCAAAGAAAAAUGCUGCUGGCAUGCAUUUUGUUGGCCAGAUUCUCAACUGUCUUGUAACCUCGACAAGUUCUGAUAAGCGAAUGGCUCAGCUGCAAGUCUCGAAGAAGCAACCAACACUUACUACCCAGAAAGAGAAGAUUGCAUUUUCAGGCUUGUUACCUGGGAUGCUGGUUAAGGCAACAGUUAAACAGGCGAAUGACCACGGUGUUGUUUUGUCCUUCUUUGGUGCUUUUGAUGGUUCAGUAGAUCUUCUUCACCUUGCCAAACAUGGUAGUAAUGGAAAUAUUGAAAAGAUGUAUCCUUCGAAGACAAAGGUUAUGUGUCGGAUAAUGUAUAUCUGUCCGGCAACAAAGACCGUUGGUUUGAGCAAUCUUGAGCAUUUGGUGAAUGGCGAACCAUUCAUUUUCUCAAGCUUCGUUGUCGGCGAUAUCGUUGAAGAUACAAACGUUUUACGGCUGGAUAAAAGCAGAGGACUUCUUCUUCAGUUGAACGAACACAUUUCCGGAUAUGCGCACAUUUCUCGAAUAUCAGAUGAAAAAGUGACGAAAAUCGACGCGCGUUUUAAGGCGGGAACUAACCACAGUUGUCGAAUUCUUGGCUUUAACUCCAUGAUAGGUCUUGCAUUGGUCACAUUGGAAAAAUCAGUCCUGGAGCAACCAUUUAUCAGAUAUCAGGAUAUUAAACCUGGCAUUGUUGUUACGGGCAAAAUUCAAAGUUUGCUUAAAUCUGGCAUGUUGGUCGGGCUGUCUGAUCACAUCCGGGGAUAUUGCCAGUAUCUUCAUUACGCUGACGUCACGUUGAAACAUCCCGAGAAAAAAUUACACGAAGGAAAGAAAGUCAAGUGUCGAGUUCUAGAAGUUGAUGCGGAAAGGAAACGUCUUCGCUUGACGCACAAAAAGACUUUAGUCAACUCCGAGUUUCCAAUCAUUACUAAUCUUUCUGAUGUUGUGUUGGGAAUGAAAACUCAUGGCUUUAUAACAUCAAUUCGUGAUUACGGCUGUAUCGUGCAUUUCUAUAACAAUAUUCAUGGAUUAGUACCAAAGGCAGAGCUCGGUUUAAAGUCAAGUGAGGAUCCCGGUGAUGCUUUCUACGUUGGUCAAGUGGUCACGUGUGUUGUGAUGUCGUGUUCACCCGCAAAACAAAAGUUAUCUCUGAGUUUCAAUACAUCUGCCGUUCCGUCACUCAAUUUAAAAUCACUGGCUCCAGGAACGCUUGUCGACGUUGAUGUUGUUGGAAAAACGGACUCGGGACUUGAUGUUCAGAUUAAACCAAGUAACGUUCCUGCUUUCCUACCGCUUCCCCAUUUAUCCGACAACCUCAAUAACUGCAGCUCCCUGCUCGAGAUCUUCUCACCAGAACAUGGAGAGAAUCCUGAACUAAAGUCGAUAAAGGACGUCUUGUAUUAUGGCAAGGGAAAAGACAAAUCAAUAAUGGUAACACGUAAACAAUCGUUGAUAAAGAGAGCUGUGGAAGGUUCUUUUCUAAAGCAGUUUAAUGAGUUAAAAGUGGGAAUGAUUCUUCCAGGAUUCACACGGCAACUUAUGCCGUACGGCGUGUUUGUUGAGUUCUCACCAAAUAUUUAUGGUCUUGCUCCAAACUCUCUCUUGUCGACCAAUUAUAUUUCUGAUGCAUCACAAUAUUUUGAAGUCGGACAGUCGAUGAUGGCUAAGAUCACUGAGAUCGAUAGCGAGCGCCGUCGCUUAUUGGUCAGUUUGAAAUCGUGUGAUUGUUAUCCUGACCAAUCAGAGGAGGCCAAAGACAAGAGAGAAAAACACAGAAUUGACUUGCUUGUUGAUGACAUAAAAGAGCGGGAUGAGAUCCUAGAAAGCCUCCGUUUGAAAUCGAAAGAAUGCAAUACGUUCAUUGAUAUUUUACCAAGUUCCGUCGUCCCAGGCAAGGUUUCCGCAAUUAAAAAUUCAGGAACAAUGUUUCUUUUGGAGAAUGGCGUCGAGGGUUUUGCGCUGCCACAGUUGACGAAAGGUGCAAAGUUAGAAGUUGGUGAGAUAUUGGACGCACUUGUAUUGGAUCACGAUCUUGUGAACAAGAGAGUUGAUCUGUCGGUUGAUUCAAAUAUUGUGAGAAAACGCAAGGAGAUAAAGUCGAAGAAUAAAAAGAAGCUGAAUAUUGGUGAGAUUGUGUCAGCGGUUGUGCAGAUUAUUCACAAGGAAUACUUGGUGGUAAUUUUACCUAACCAUGGAUUUAGGCUUGCCUACGUUCCCGUCAGAGAAACGUUAAAUGAUGUACGAGAUCCUAACAGUCGUUUUAAAAUUGGUCAAACAUGCGAAGCCACUGUGCAAAGAUAUGUACGGUCGAAAUUGGACAAGCGUGAUUAUUUAGUUCUGUCUGUUAAUAUAAACGAGGAAAGUCAAGAAAAUAUCAAGCCAGGGGCUAUUGUACAUGCUUUGAUCACUUCCAUCAAAGGUGUGCAGAUAAAUGUCCAGUUCUGUGGGAAAAAAUUGAAGGGACGUGUUUUUAUAACUGAGAUUGCUGAUAAAGUAUCUGAGAACGAAAAUCCCAUGUCUGUUUAUUCUCGUGGUGAAAAAAUACAAGUGAAGAUUCUGGGAUUUCGCGAUACAGCAAAACACAAUUUUCUACCAAUCACACAUCGUAACUUUACGAAGGCUUACGCUGAGCUAUCUGCAAGACCAAGUCAGCUGAGGGAAGACGACGGUAACAAUAACAAUAAUGAAGGAAAGUUCUUUGAAAGAAAACUUGAAGAAUAUAAGGAGGGGGAAAAGAUUUUCUGUUUUGUCAAAACAGUACGAGAUUAUGAUAUAUGGAUGGUUGUGUCAACAUCUCUGAAUGGUCGAGUCACGCUUGUUGAUAUCUCGACAGAUACAAAGGUGUUAAAAGAUCUGACAAGCCAUUUCAAAGUCGGUUCAGGACAUCAAUGUACCGUUUUGAAAGUCAACCACGAACAAAAAUCUCUGGAACUCACUAUGUCGGAUUGUGAGAUGAAGAAAGGUAGCAUUGUCUCUGGAAAGAUCACCAAGAUUCUACCUUGUAAAGGCCUCGCGGUCCAGUUGCCGCAUUUGAAACAUGGUACAGUGUUUCUUACUGAUGUCCGUGAUGACUUCAAAGAAAAUCCGACCGAAGACUUCAAAAUCAAUCAACUUCUAAGUUGCUGUAUUCUGGCUGUUAAAGAUGAUGGUCCAUUCGAUCUUUCAACCAGAGCUUCAAAGACCAAAGGAAUUACUACCGACGACGAGAAAUCUGAUAAAGAUAUUCAAAGUUUUGAUGAUAUUGAAGAGGGAGAUAUUGUUAGAGGUUAUGUUAAAGCUGUUAGUGAUGUUGGUGUUUUUGUCAGUCUUUCAAGAAGCAUCGUAGCACGAGUGCAAAUCAAGAAUCUGUCACAUUAUUUUGUAAAGAACUGGAAACCACUCUUUCCUCUUGGAAAACUCGUUAAAGGAAAAGUUUUAAGUAUCGAUCCGAACAACAACAACAUUGAGUUGUCUCUGAAAGGCAAAGACGUGAAUGACACAGAUCCUGCUCCCAAACCUGAGAGGCGGGAAAGUAAAUCAACUAACAGCAAACGACAACAUGAAGAAGAAGAUGCUUCGGACAGCGACGAUGAAGGAGAAAAAGUUUUGAAGAAACUUCGAAAAGGUGAUGAAGAAAGUGAAGAUGAAGAAGAGGGUAUUGAAAAUGAUGUGUCCGGAGAAGAGUCUCCCAAUGUAUCUUCAGAAGAUAACAAUUCCCAGGAUGACGAAGAUGUCGAAGAAAAGCCAACUCUAAAGAUCCCUGGUGGGUUUAACUGGCACUCGGCGGAGAACGGCGAUGACCGAGAACAAGGUGAAAAUGAAGCGGUUAAUUCCGAAGAUGACACAAGCGAAGACGAAGAAAGCACUCAGGUUGCAAGAAAGAAGUCAAAACGAGCCAAAAGGUCGGCCAAAAAAGCGGAAGAAGAAUUUCUGUACAAGACGGAACAAGCGCUGCUCAAUAAAGACAAGACUCCCCAAACCGCUGAAGAUUUUGAUCGCAUUCUCAUCUCGACUCCAAACGAUUCGUUACUAUGGUUACAAUACAUGGCGUUUUACCUCCACCUAACUGAAAUUGACAAAGCGAGAACUGUGGCCGAACGAGCUCUCAAAUCUAUCUCAUUUAGAGAAGAAUCGGAGAAAUUCAACGUUUGGAUCGCGUUGUUGAACUUGGAAAAUUCGUACGGUACUCAGAGCUCCCUCGUGAAAGUAUUUCAAAGAGCAUUGGAGCAGAAUGAACCAAAAGAAGUGUUUAAGCAGUUGGUUAAUAUCUACGUUGGCUCAAAUAAAUUUGAGCAAGCUGAGCAGCUGUACCAGACGAUGAUCAAACGUUUUAAGACAAGUAAGAAGAUGUGGACUGACUAUGCUGCUUUUCUGAUGGAACGAGGCAGCCUGGAUUCUGCGAGAAAUCUUCUUCAGCGAAGCCUCAAAAGUUUGGAGAAACGAAAACAUGUCGAGACGAUAUCAAGAUUUGCAAUGCUUGAAUUCAAACACGGUGAACCGGAACGAGGGAAGACUUUGCUGGACAAUAUUUUAACGAGUUAUCCAAAAAGAACGGAUAUUUGGUCGAUGUAUGUUGAUGUUUUGGCGAAAAAUGAGGACUUGACCGCUGCGAGGCGGCUGCUCGAGAAAGCUUCGACUUUCAAUCUACCGUCGAAGAAGAUGAAAUUCAUCUUUAAAAAAUAUCUCGACUUUGAAAAAAAAUAUGGCGACGAUAGAACGGUGGAAAACGUCAAGAAAAUGGCAGAAGAUUAUGUGCGAAACAAGGCUGGCUAAGGUUUGAUCACAUUACAACAUUUUCCAUCUUGUACAUUGACAUAUAUAUAACAAAUGGUGGGUGAGGAAUUUUUGACAGUCGGCCAAAAAAUAACUUGGAUGCUUUUUGCGCGUGUUGAGGAAGUCACGUUCUUAUUAUCAUGGAAGGAUAAUCAUCUUCUGUCUUUAUGGACUUUGAUUAUGAAGUAAUGCAACAAGACAUGAUUUGUUGAUUUUGUUCUUCGAGUUUAGUCUAUGCCAAUACCGACAAGGUUAAUUUGAGAACUUGUUGGUAAUUAUAUUAUCGGAAAAACAGAUUACAUUCACGAGCGAUUUUUUUUGCUGCACUGGGGUUAAAGAGAGAAGGGUCGAGAGUAUUCAUUAUGAAAGUUUUUAAUUAAGACAGAGGUCAGUCAAGUCCCGGCGGGUUCUUUGGAUUCAAAGGAUAUUAGUCAUAUUACCCCGCCAUCAUUAAAAUACUUGGCAUGCAACGAUCAUUAGAAUAUACCUCGCGUCGCGGCAUCUUUCUAAAGCCGAUUCUCCAUUACGUCCGAAGAGCGCUUUGUUUUUCAGGCCGGUCACGGUCGAAUGGGCAAAAUUCCAAAGGCCGCUUUGCCCACGCGGGUGAAUCGCCUAAUGGAGAAUCGCCUAAUGGAGAAUCGCCUUAAUGCUGGAACAUGCUGUACCAACAUUCUAAAAUAUGAGCUUCGCUUCACUAAUCCUCAAGCUUAACCAAUCCUUUAGCUUCAACAAAAAAUAAAAAAUAGUAAAAGACAAACUCCUCA
Dendronephthya gigantea is the source of this 6348-nucleotide messenger RNA. RefSeq names its product protein RRP5 homolog. The record is from RefSeq and is a predicted model, not a curated record. Gene Ontology annotation, cellular component: nucleolus; small-subunit processome; nucleus. Gene Ontology annotation, molecular function: RNA binding; protein binding. The transcript is spliced from 45 exons. NCBI's taxonomy places the organism in Eukaryota, Metazoa, Cnidaria, Anthozoa, Malacalcyonacea, Nephtheidae. Gene Ontology annotation, biological process: rRNA processing. The coding region runs from base 23 to 5584 and encodes 1853 amino acids.